Auanema sp. JU1783 is the source of this 3780-nucleotide messenger RNA. The record is from the annotation of a GenBank genome assembly. NCBI's taxonomy places the organism in Eukaryota, Metazoa, Nematoda, Chromadorea, Rhabditida, Rhabditidae.
AUGCUUUUGAAUAUAAUAUUAUUCAUUACCCUAUUGCUUCGAGCAGCCGCUUUUAAUAGGGAAAGCAUAGAUGAGUGCACACGGGUGUUGAGUGAGAAUCUGCAGGAUACAUUUAAACGGGUUACUGGCGAACAGAAAAUCGCACAGUUUUAUGAAAAGUUCGUUGAGUCAGAACAAUUCGAUCCUCGAGUGGAAUUAAAACGUAGUAAAGAUGUAAUUGAGAAAUACCUGAAAAGGCGAUCAGAGUUUGCAUAUAAAGCUAAAGUAUCUUUGGAAGCUCGAGAUCCGAAAGACUCCUCUGAUGAGGCUGUUAAUAACCCGGAUUCCAAAGACUUUAUUCGUUUUAUGUCAGCUAAGCAAGGUAAUGAUGGAACGACAAUAUAUGAACAUUCUCAUAUUAUCUUGAAAAAGAAAGUGAUGGAAACGAGGAAUUUCACUCUAUUGCCAAAUGCGAAUUUCUACAGUUUACCCACUUCACCCAUUGCAUCAGCUGUUCAUAUACCCACUCCUUUGUAUGAUAGAAAUCCUACUCUUUUACGGAAAAUUGAAUGGUCCGAGAUAGACCCUGUCUAUCGAACGCAUCGAGAAGAAGUUCGAGAUUUGGCUUUUCAACUAUUCUGCUCAGAGAGUGGCUAUAUGAGAUUCUAUCCAGCUGCGUCAUGGUUCUGGGAUAAUCAUAUAGAACAUCUCGAUUUGUUUGAUUGUAGAAAUACUGAAUGGUAUAUCAAUGCUGCCACCAACUCCAAAAAUGUUCUGAUUAUGUUGGAUUUAUCGGGAUCUAUGUUAGGCCAACGUUAUGAAAUAGCCAAGCAGACAACUGAAGCCAUAUUAGAAACGUUAUCUCACAACGAUUAUUUCAAUAUCAUGCCGUUUUCUAAGACACCUUUCUUCUUGGAUGACUGUAAUGGAGAGAAUGGAUUAUUGCAAGCAACAAUGAGGAAUAAGAAGGCUUUGAGAAACAAAAUGAACAACGUUUCAAGUGAAGGAAAAGCUGAAUAUGAAAGAGCUUUGCCUCAUGCUUUCACAACUCUUCUGAAUUUGCCGAAACGAUGGACAAUCUACAGCAAAGAGGAAUUUGCUGUUCUUCUUCAAAACUCAUCCGUUAUGGAAGGAAAGCAGAUAACGGAAUUGCCAGAGCAUUUUCUCGUUUAUGAUCACGAAUACGAUAGAGCCAUAACAUCAGCUGGGCGUAAAGCGCCAGCUCAGGGCUGUGAAAAUGUAAUUAUGUUAAUAACUGAUGGAGCUCCGAAUGCUUAUAAAGAAAUUUUCGAUUUGUAUAAUAAUGAUAAGAAAGUUCGAUUUUUCUCUUUCCUAAUCGGGGAAGAAGCUAUUGAUUUCGAACAAGUCAAACAAAUGGCUUGUUAUAAUAGAGGAUAUAUGGUUCAUGUUCAGAAUAUGGCAGAUGUUGAGGAGAAAGUACAGCAUUACAUAAGAACGAUGUCACGUCCAAUUGGUAAACAUGCAGCAGAUAUUGGAGCUGAUGGAGCUAUGUGGAGUGGUGUUUAUCGUGAACGGCUGUAUAUACCUCGUCCGGAAACAUUUGCUGAACCUGUUCCUAUAACAAAUCAAUCCUUUGCUGUUAUGAAUAAAAUGGCUGCCAGAAGAAAAAUUCGUCUCCAAAAGACAGAAGCUCGGUCAAGAAUGUUUGUUACAACAGUCUCAUAUCCUGUAAUUGUAAAUGAGACUUUUAUGGGAGUGGCUGCAGUUAAUAUUCCAUUAACGGAGUUAAACCAAUUAGCUCAUCCUUCAAAUGUUGGAUCACGAAGUUACUUCUUCAUGUUGGAUCAGAAUGGCUUUAUCAUCUUGCAUCCACAGUUACGAGCGAUUGAUCCUAUAACGAAACUCCAUAAACAGAACUAUAAUAACAUGGAUGUUCUUGAGUUAGAAGUUCAACAGUCGCAACAGAUUCGUAUGGCACAAUCUAUGAUUGGAGACGCAUCGGCUAAUUUCAAUUGCGAACACGGAUCUUAUUCAGAAUGUGUGGCAGAAAUUCGAAAUCUUACAAGGAAAAUGAUCUUUGAUUGUGAUAAUUCUGAGGAACAGCAACUCGAUGUUCUAUUCGCGACGGAAAAUCUUCUUAGGGUUUAUCCGCAGACGAAUAAUUAUUAUUCGGAGUGUAUUAACGGAGCCAAUUUCAUAAUCGGAUUAGCUGUUGCUGAUAAUGAUGACUACAGAAUUCGACGUAGGGAGAGACAUUAUGAUUAUUCCCGAGUUAAACAAGAUUGGAUCUCUUCCAAACAAUUCCGUGUUCAUCCUCAUUGGAGAUAUUGCUUGUUGAAUGACACAGACACACACAUGUCUAAGGAAGAAGCUUUUUACGUAUAUGUCCAACAAAUGGUGAACACCGGAAAAUUGCCGGAACUCUGUAAAGCUCGGCAAACUUUGGUUGAGAAAGUUCUCAUUGAUCUUGAAGCGACUUCUGCAUUACAAGAUAAUUGGGAUCAGAACUGGCAAUAUCUCAAAGACAAUUUGAUCCAUCUCGUCUUUUUCACGGCCCCAUCUGGAAUGAUUCGAUAUUAUAACUUAACUCUAGAUGAUUAUGACUAUUCUGAUCCUAACUGGAGCAUAUUAGAUCAUAUUGGACGUAUUUUUGCGAUCGAACUUGUGCAAGAGUCUUAUAAUCACUUCAUCACGGAUCUUCAUCGAAAAUCUGUUGAUGAUUAUUAUUAUAAACGAUCUGUACGAAUGCCUGAUGACAUUAUAUUCGACGUCAGUAACAACUCUAAAAUCUGGUACAAAUCUGAGACUCAAUUGACUGGUUACGGAAAUAAUGAGAACUUAACCAUGCUUGCUCAAGCUACGAAAGCUGUCCGAUCAGGAAAUGCAGUUUUAGGUGUUACUGGGUAUGAGUUUGCUUAUGAUAACGUUGUCAAUCUAAUGGGUGAACAUGGAUGUGGCCCAUCUAAUGAUCGAAAAUGGUGUCUUUUAUUGGAUGAACAUGGUUAUGUAUUCUAUAGUAACCAAAAGGAUAUUUCGUAUGAAGAUUAUCUUCGGGAUCCGAUAGGUUAUGGAAAGCAUAUCAGUCAUUGGUUUGGUAAUAUUAAUCGGGUAUCACAACGUGCUAUGGCUUUGUUAGUUGAAAGGAAAUUUUAUACCAAGUUUAAGUAUACUGAUCAUCAAGCAAUAUGUAAAGAUCAUCCUAAAGUGGUCAUGUCAUCUAAGGCCUUGAAGCCUCUGCAUAGUUUGCUGUAUGGAAUAAUGGCAUUCAUUAACAAUUUCCUUUUGUUUGUUCAAAAAAUAACAUUCGUACCCUUGCUUAGUUCAACCUUUACUCCAGGAGAAGCAUACACUGCGUCUUUCCAUGAUGGUAGCGAUGGAUAUCCAUGUUCGAAAUCAUCAUAUUUCUAUUUGUUCAAUAAGAACCCUCGAACUAGACCAAAAUCGAGCAGUCUUGUAGAGAAUGGACGUUAUGAUAAGCCUUGCCCAACAACCAAAUGCUCAGUGAAAAUGCAUGCGUCAUUCGUUGAAGGAACAAACCUUUUAAUGGUUUGGAUAAAUCAGGAAGACAAAUCUGAUUUAUGCUAUGAUGAAGUGGCUUGCCCAAAGCUAGAGAAUACAGAUACUACAAUGAAUUGGGAACAGGAUAGAUCAGAGAAAAACUUGGAAGAUAUUUGUGUGGGAGAGCUUCACUCUAGGCCGAAAAGAUCAAGAGCUAUGUGCUUUGGUACAGAUGGUGAUGUGUCUCAGGAAGGAACAAGACAACCAUGCUCAUCCAAAUUUGCUCUUAGUUGGCUAAUAUCCACAAUAAUAAGCUGGAUCUUCUAUCUAGCUGUUUGUUGA